This is a messenger RNA of Hansenula anomala, 1653 nucleotides long. Its product is annotated as glycoside hydrolase family 32 protein. The coding region runs from base 1 to 1653 and encodes 550 amino acids. The record is from RefSeq and is a predicted model, not a curated record. Gene Ontology annotation, biological process: sucrose catabolic process. Gene Ontology annotation, molecular function: sucrose alpha-glucosidase activity. The transcript has 2 exons. Lineage: Eukaryota; Fungi; Ascomycota; Saccharomycetes; Phaffomycetales; Wickerhamomycetaceae. Gene Ontology annotation, cellular component: fungal-type vacuole.
AUGAUCCAACUAUCCCCAUUGUUGCUACUCCCAUUAUUCUCAGUAUUCAACUCCAUUGCUGAUGCUUCAACUGAAUACCUUAGACCUCAAAUCCAUUUAACCCCAGAUCAAGGUUGGAUGAAUGAUCCGAAUGGGAUGUUUUAUGAUAGGAAAGACAAGUUAUGGCAUGUUUAUUUCCAACAUAAUCCAGAUAAGAAAUCAAUUUGGGCUACACCUGUCACUUGGGGUCAUUCCACUUCAAAAGAUUUAUUAACUUGGGAUUAUCACGGUAAUGCAUUAGAACCUGAAAAUGAUGAUGAAGGUAUCUUUUCAGGCUCAGUUGUUGUUGAUAGAAACAAUACCUCAGGUUUUUUCAACGAUUCUACGGAUCCAGAACAAAGAAUCGUGGCCAUUUAUACAAAUAAUGCUCAAUUACAAACUCAAGAAAUCGCAUACUCAUUAGAUAAAGGUUAUUCAUUCAUCAAAUAUGACCAAAAUCCAGUUAUCAAUGUUAAUUCAUCUCAACAACGUGAUCCAAAAGUUUUAUGGCAUGAUGAAUCAAAUCAAUGGAUUAUGGUUGUUGCCAAAACACAAGAAUUUAAAGUUCAAAUUUACGGUUCCCCAGAUUUGAAAAAAUGGGAUCUAAAAUCAAAUUUCACUUCAAAUGGUUAUUUAGGAUUCCAAUAUGAAUGUCCUGGUUUGUUCAAAUUACCAAUUGAAAACCCAUUAAAUGAUACUGUCACUUCGAAAUGGGUCUUGUUAUUAGCAAUUAACCCGGGCUCUCCAUUAGGUGGUUCGAUUAAUGAAUAUUUCAUUGGUGAUUUUGAUGGUACUACAUUCCAUCCAGAUGAUGGUGCUACAAGAUUCAUGGACAUUGGUAAAGAUUUCUAUGCAUUUCAAUCUUUUGAUAACACUGAACCGGAAGAUGGUGCUUUAGGUUUAGCAUGGGCUUCUAAUUGGCAAUAUGCAAAUACUGUACCAACUGAAAAUUGGAGAAGUUCAAUGUCUUUGGUUAGAAAUUAUACUUUGAAGUAUGUUGAUGUUAAUCCUGAAAAUUAUGGGUUGACCUUGAUUCAAAAACCACCUGUUUUCGAUACCAAAGAGACAAGAAAGAAUGAUACCUUAAAAUCAAUUGAUACAGUCAACGAAUAUGAAGUCACUGAUUUGAAGUUGGAUAAAUAUUCGAAUGUUGCAACUGAUUUCAACAGUUGGAGAAACUCAACAGGUAUUCUUGAGUUCACUUUAAAAUUCACUCAAACAAAAUUUGGGUUCAGCUAUUCAAAUGAUACAACAUUUGGUAUCUUCAUCAACUCUCAAACUGUCAGAGGUACUCAAGAAACAUUAAAAGUUGCAUUUGAUGCCCUAAGUUCAAGUUGGUACGUUGAUCGUUCAACACAACAUCCUUUCCAAAGAGAAACUUCAAUGUUUACUGAAAGGUUAUCAACUUAUGUUGAAAAAAUGGAUGAAAGUGACGAUGGUAUUGAGUUCUCAUUACACGGUGUUGUUGAUAGAGAUAUUUUAGAGUUGUACUUCAAUGACGGUUCAAUUGCAAUGACAAGUACAUUCUUUUUCAGUCAAGGUAAGAUUCCAACCAGUUUAGCAAUUGUAACUGAUGCUGAAGAAUCGUUCAUCACUAUUAAUGAGUUCGUUGUCAAAGAGUUGGGAUUUAAAUAG